CAUUGUGCCCAUGUGUCAAGGACAUUGUUCGGUGCGGACAAUGCAGCUAUCGAUUUUCAGAUCGUGAUCUGCGGCUGCUACGAUUCCGGCGAAAGUUUUGCUCUCUUUUUGCUAAGAUGGAGUUUAAAAACUGGAUGGAGGGAUGCAGUUGGAGUGGUUGCUUUUGGACACUUGUUUGGUGAGAUUUUUAUUGGAGAAAUGAGAAAGUGGAUCUCGAUGGACAGCAGAAAACCCUCCUGAAUAAAGCGAUGCAGAGCGUCCACCAGUCGGGCCUCUCCUUCUAUCGGCCUCCAGCUCUCUACCUGGACCCCAUUGUGAUCCGGAACCAUGUCCUGGAGGAUCAAGUGGAGCUGUGGUGGUCCAGAGAGCCGUGCCACUCCCUCCUGUGCUACACUGCCUCUGUCGCCCUCAUCCUGGGGCUGGGUUUUGGUGGCGUGGGCCUCCUCUCCACCACCACCACCAGCCUGUCAGGGGAGUGGCGCCUGGGAGUGGGCACCACGCUCUGUCUCCUGGCCCUGACUGUCCUCCUCAAACAGCUUCUCAGCUCCGCCAUCCAGGACAUGAACUGCGUGCGCAGCUGGCGUCGGAUCCAGCAGCUGAAGAGCGGCGGGCGAGCUGACCCGGCACUGAUGCUGGCGGUGGGCCUGGCGGUCAUGCUGUGUGGGGCGGUGCUGCUGGGCGUGAAGUUAGUUACCCGCCGGGAUUACGAUGGCAGGGAGAUGCUGGUGUCCGGACUGGUGCUGACAGUGGCUGGGCUGGCCAUGGUUCUAGCAGUUUCUGGAUACACUCUGACGGUGUUUCUGAGGAGACGAAAGGAGCUGAGGAGGAGGAGGAGGAUGAGAACUGCACGGAGGGAGCAGGCUAUCAGACUGCUGAGUGUCCCGGGAGUUCGGAUGAACCAGACCAUUAGAGACACAACUACCAGCAGAAUAACCCUGAUUUAGUUAAGUACCUGACGCUGGACUAUUUUAACUCUUAGGUAUCCACUUUCUACUGGACCCUUUGUUUCCCUUCUCAAGUUGCACACUGAUUUAAAUACUUAAACAGUCACAUUUUCAUUUAAAAAAAAAGAGAUGAUUUCUUGCUGAUAUGGAUUUGAAAUCUAGCUCUAAAAUAGUUUAAAGGGACUCUGGGUUAUGAAGGACGGAUGUGGAUCAGUCUUGAUGUAAGUGACCUGGUGAAGAAAGAGCAACGUCGAGCUACGCUCCAGUUCCAAAAAACUGUAAGUAAAUUUGCAUCUCUGUAACAGAACAUGUAAAUCAAAACACAGUGUGUCUGUGUCAAAAUACAUAAAAACUCCGCCUUCACCGACCCAUUAUUCCAUGCUCCCAAAAUGAAUCCAAUUCUGUGUCAUUGGCGUCAAUGUUUAUUUUCAUUUUUGUGUAUGUUUAUGUAGCAAGUAUGUUUUUUUUUUAUGUGUGAAGUUAGUCAAAAUUCCUUUUGUUGCUGUUGGUUUUUUUAUUUUUAUAUUGGGAGCUAUUACUUUGUUUGUGUUCGUGGACUGUUAUUUUGAAGGGCGACGCUCUGUGCUGUGACGGAAGUUCGCUGGACUCUAAUAAACCUGAAAACUGAGUGGAUACAUUUUGUUGGACCUGCAAAGGAAUAGAGGGGUUACGUUAGGAAGUGGCUUUUAGUGUGCUUUGAAUGAAGUAUUUCAUUGAGACAACUACAUGCUUUUACAGGUCUUACAGGCCGCAUUAAAUGGCAUUGAUAUUUCUUAUAAAAUUUCUCCACAACCCAGCGCCACGGAUGGGUUUCACUCACUUGAUAUCCUUGUCCGGAGCUUGUGGAUGUGUGGCUGUUUUUAUUGUUACUACUGUGCCUGCGCCUCUCCUUUUAUGGUGCAGUGCAAUUCAGCAGGCAGGUCACUGAUGCUACAGACGCAUGAAACCCCCUUGGAGAUUCGGCAGUGCAUCACAAUGGCAAACGUAAUAGAACAGCAGCGUGCAUGUCUCAGAAACGCAGAGGUAAAAAGAGACCAUGUGGAUUUCUAUUUGUUCCCUGGUGUGCUCACGCGCCUGAUAUCUUACCUCAGGAGACAGGAUGGCUCCACCCUGACAGUUCGCCCAGUGUGUGAGCCACUCCAGCCCCCACCUGUUCAACAUCAUGCUCCACAUGUUUUAUUUAAACCUCUGAUUGAAUUUCUGCCCCUGCAUCUCAUUUAUGCUGCAUUUGACAUGAACAUUGGCAAGGGCUGAAUUGGCUGGAAAAUAAAUAAUGUGCAUGUUUUCAUACCACGAUGGAUGGUAGGUCUCAGGCUUCAUAUUAUGCUUCACUGGAGAUUUAAUAAAGCUUCCUGGAUUCAUGCUUAUAUUUCCUCUGUUAUCUAAUUUGUCAAAAUUAUAUUGUGACCUUUUCAUAUGCGUUUUCU
Synchiropus splendidus (mandarinfish) is the source of this 2371-nucleotide messenger RNA. It is a transcript of the gene tmem125b, whose product is annotated as transmembrane protein 125b. The record is from RefSeq and is a predicted model, not a curated record. Lineage: Eukaryota; Metazoa; Chordata; Actinopteri; Syngnathiformes; Callionymidae. The transcript is spliced from 2 exons. The coding region runs from base 249 to 944 and encodes 231 amino acids.